Molecule: messenger RNA, 1712 nt
Organism: Drosophila hydei
Lineage: Eukaryota; Metazoa; Arthropoda; Insecta; Diptera; Drosophilidae
Gene: mtg
Exons: 7
Coding region: 36-1712 (558 amino acids)
Cellular component (GO): extracellular region
Molecular function (GO): chitin binding
Source: RefSeq, a predicted model, not a curated record
CAAAAUAAAUAUUAAAUAUAGCUGAAGAAAACAAAAUGAAUUUUUUCGUUAUUGGAUUUCUGAUCAUGCAGGCGGCAAGAUUGGCUUGCGGGACGUGCGUUUUUAUGUCCGAUUUCGGUUUCACACUCGAUUGUAACUUCAAAAAGUCUGGACUGUUUCGUGUACGAAACUUGGGUGGCGUCAAGGCGCAUUUCGGUUUAGGUCUCAGUGUGGGCGACGAGCUGGGCUUCAAGGAAUCGCUGAGCAAUGUGGAGAGCGAUCGCAGACGCGCCAUCAGCUAUAGGAACGGUGCGCCGGAGCUGGUGGGCGUGCUGCCCUCGGCGCGACAGCAGGAGGCCACUGCACCCCAGCAGCACAGUCUGCCGGACAAACGCAUUAGUUCACGCUCCACGGCACCGGGUCCCUACAAUCUGCAAUUGCUGCAGCAGGCGGCGGUCAAGAAUCAAGCACAGCAGCAACUGCAGCAGCUGCAACAGCAGCAGUUACAGCAACAGCAGCUACAGCUACAGCUACAGCAACGGCAGCAGCAGGCACAGCUCAUGACAGAGGCUCGCCCCCUGCCCUUGGGCGUGCCCGCCUUUCGGCCCAUACCACAGAAACCCGCGGCCAACGAGGCCAUCGCACAGCGGCGCAUUGCCGUGGACACGACACAGCCGCGCGUCAGCGUCAACAACAAGCUGGUGGAUAGCAAUGCGAAACCGCACUCCAAUCGUACAUUCCAUGCGGACAAUGCCAUGGUCGUGCAGCCAAUUAUUUCACAACCCGUGGCUGUGCCUGUCUUCCAGGCCAUGCCCGAGUCCAUUGCACGCAUUGCCAGUGCAGCCAAGUCGGAGGUGGCACGACCGGAGCAGCGCAGCGCGCUGGCCAAGCAUCCCAACUAUUUGCAGUUUGAGGAGCCCAAGUUUGAUCUGAAAGAUGUGACCGUUGAGGAACUGGCAGCGGCAGCAAAUGUCACCGUCGACACCAUCAAACAUGCCAUCUACGUGCGUGAGCAGCAGCUGAAGGCGGAGCAUCGUGCAAUGCUGGCUGCCAAGCUGCGAGAGGAAUUUAUACGCACUUCUACAGUGAAGACAACAACGACGACCUCAACGACAACAGAGAAGCCCAGGCAACUGGCUGAACACAAGGUAUCCAAGGUGAUGAAUGCGCCCAAGGAGUACUACCCGGUGGGCUAUGAUAAGAACUUCGAUGACAAUUUCAAGUCCAAAGUGGACUUGCCGCCCACGAGCUUCUCCUGCGCCAGGCAAAAGCAUUUUCCGGGCCUCUACGCUGACACGGAUCUGGGCUGCAUGGUCUUUCAUGUGUGCGCACUCACGGACGACGGCAUGGUGCGCAAGUCCUUCCUGUGCCCGGAGAACACGCUCUUCGAUCAGACAAUACUCAAGUGCAAUUGGUGGUUCUAUGUGGACUGCAGCUCUAGCACCAGCGUCUACGAUUCCAAUAUACCCAUCUCGAAGAGCUACCAGCUAAUGAAGUCGCUCACCUACUUCUCCAAGUACAACAACCAGAAGACGGAGCAGGAAGGCGACAAAGAUGAUAAUGCUGUGGACAUUGAUACGCUGCGCGAUUCUAUGGAUAGCGUCUCUCGCCGCCUGGAGCAGGCGAAGAACGCCCAGACCCAGCUGGAGGAGGCGCAACAGCCGGCGCAGCCGAAGGCCGAACACGAGCAUGUUGUGCCCGAGGGCGAGAGCCAACAGCAGUUGGCCAACUAG